Messenger RNA from Mya arenaria, 5062 nucleotides. RefSeq names its product DNA mismatch repair protein Msh2-like. Gene Ontology annotation, molecular function: ATP-dependent DNA damage sensor activity; mismatched DNA binding; ATP binding. Gene Ontology annotation, biological process: mismatch repair; mitotic recombination. Gene Ontology annotation, cellular component: MutSalpha complex; nucleus. The transcript is spliced from 24 exons. The coding region runs from base 16 to 2796 and encodes 926 amino acids. Lineage: Eukaryota; Metazoa; Mollusca; Bivalvia; Myida; Myidae. The record is from RefSeq and is a predicted model, not a curated record.
CCCGCGGAUUGCGCAAUGGCACUUCAGCCGAAUCAAGAAUUAAAGCUUGACCUGCCACAGGAGCAAGGCUUUUUGAGUUACUUCAGGUCACUGCCAGAGAAAUCUUCAACAACUCUACGUUUCUUUGAUAGGACGGAAUACUACAGCGUCCAUGGUCAAGAUGCUGUGUUUGUGGCAAAGGAAGUGUUUAAGACUACAUCCGUCGUCAAAAUGCUGGGAUCCGGUGAAAGAAAGGUGGAGAGUGUUACAUUGAGUCGUAUGAAUUUCGAGUCCUUAGUGCGAGACCUGCUCCUGGUUCGUCAGUACCGCGUCGAGGUGUACAAGAACAAGGGAGGGGCCAAGAACAAUGACUGGAGUCUGGGCUUCAAGGCGUCUCCUGGCAACCUUACCCAGUUUGAGGACAUUCUAUUCGGGAGCGUAGAUAUGGCCAACUCUGUGGGCGUCAUUGGGGUGAAGCUGGCAGCUGACAAGCUUGUGGGUGUCGGGUAUGCUGAUGCCACCCUGAGGAAGUUUCUCGUCACCGAGUUCACAGACAAUGACCAGUUCUCAAACCUUGAGGCGUUGUUGGUACAGUUGGGACCAAAAGAGUGCCUUAUAGCAUCCAGCGACGUGAGUAACGAUGGCGGGAAACUGAAAGAAGUGCUUGAACGCAGUGGGGUCAUGAUCACGGAGAGGAAAAAAAGUGAGUUCAGCAGUAAGGACAGCGUACAGGACAUGAAUCGACUACUCAAAGUGAAGAAAGGAGAACAAGCGAACGCAGCUGCUCUUGCUGAAAUAGAGAAGCAGCAGGCAAUGUCUGCGCUUGGGGCCGUCGUCCACUACUUAGAGCUCCUCUCAGAUGACACAAACUUCGGCCAAUACACACUCACAACCUUUGACCUUGGCCAGUACAUGAGGCUGGAUGCUGCCGCUGUCCGGGCACUCAACCUGUUACCCAAUACUCUCGAAGGAGGGAACAAAAACCAGUCUGUCCUAGGAUUGCUGAACAGGUGUAGAACUGCUCAGGGUCAGAGGUUACUGGGGCACUGGGUCAAACAGCCUCUCGUGGAUAUCAACAAGAUUGAGGAGCGUUUGAACAUUGUUGAGGCCCUGGUCGAGGACACUGAGCUACGACAGACACUUUACGAGGACCAGUUACGCAAGAUUCCAGACUUCCAGAGGCUGGCCAAGAAGUUUCAGAGAAAGAAGGCCAACCUUCAGGAUGUGUACCGGGUGUAUCAAGCCAUUGACAAGAUGCCAUACCUGCUGGAGACUCUGGAACGCACAGACAGCCAACAUAAGACACUGCUCAUGCAUGUCUUCUCAAACCCUCUGAAGGAGAUGUUAAUGGACUUUGCCAAGUACCAGGAGAUGGUUGAAGCCACUAUGGACCUGAGCCAGGUGGAGAAUCAUGAGUUUGUGAUCAAAGCCGACUUCGAUGAAGGCCUCACUGCCCUCAAAGAGCGGAUAGACUCACUGGAGGAGAGUAUUAAAGGACAGAUGAACAAGGUGAGUCGGGACCUUGGAUUGGAACCUAACAAAGUCUUAAAGCUUGAAAGCAGUGCACAGCUGGGGUACUACUUCCGUGUGACCUUGAAAGAGGAGAAAGCCCUCCGUAACAACAAGAACUACAUCACCAUAGAUACGAAGACCAACGGGGUCCGCUUCCAUAACAAGGCGAUGGCCGAGUACAACAGGGAGUAUAUUGGGGCGAAGGAGGAGUAUGGUGAACAGCAGAAGAGUGUUGUCGCUGAAGUCGUCAACAUUGCUUCGGGCUAUGUGGAGCCGAUGUUACUGAUGAACGAUAUUCUUGCCCAGCUUGACGUGCUUGUCAGUUUUUCCCAAGUGUCCACGUGUGCGCCCAUACCUUACAUACGGCCAACAGUCAGGGAGAAGGGUAGUGGGGUUAUCCGAUUGACGGAGGCCAGACAUCCCUGCCUGGAGAUGCAGGAUGAUAUUGCCUUCAUUCCUAAUGACAUCUCUUUUGAAGAGGGUAAACAGAUGUUCCACAUUAUAACCGGACCAAAUAUGGGAGGAAAAUCUACAUACAUCAGAUCUGUAGGUGUGGUUGUAUUGAUGGCCCAGCUGGGCUGCUUUGUGCCCUGCAGCGAGGCAGAAAUCUCUAUAGUGGACAGUAUCCUGGCACGGGUCGGGGCUGGUGACAGUCAGCUGAAAGGCGUGUCAACUUUUAUGGCCGAGAUGCUAGAAACUGCGGCCAUACUCAGGUCUGCUACUGAGGAUUCUCUGAUCAUUAUAGAUGAGCUAGGCAGAGGAACCUCAACAUACGAUGGCUUUGGCCUCGCCUGGGCAAUCUCAGAGCAUAUAGCAACAAAGCUGAAGUCAUUCUGCCUGUUUGCGACCCAUUUCCACGAGUUGACGUCAUUGGCUGACCAGGUGCCGACAGUGAACAAUCUCCAUGUGACUGCUCUUACCACCAAUGACACGCUGACGUUACUGUACAGGGUCAAACCAGGUGUGUGUGACCAGAGUUUUGGAAUCCAUGUUGCAGAACUAGCCCACUUCCCUAAACAUGUGGUGGAGUUCGCUCGAGAGAAGGCAUGUGAGCUGGAGGACUAUCAGUGCGUCAGUCUCACGGGAACUGAUCUCGAGGGAGACGGGGAACCAGCAGUGAAGAAACGUAAACUUGUCAAACAGGAGGGUGAGGAGUUGAUUUCUGGGUUCCUGUCUCAGGUGCGGGCACUGCCCAUGGGCUCAUUGUCGGACCAAGAACUGGAGGAGAAAGUGGCAGCAUUGAAGGCUGACGUGCUGGCAAAGAACAACUCGUACAUCGCUGAUAUACUGGCCAGGAAGGCUUGAAACCUUAGAACCAAUUGCAUGCAUCAUUUGGACAACCCAUGAGACCAUCAUCUACAUUGUACAAACAAACUAUGAUUCGCCAACAUCCGGGCCUUGAAGGCUUGAACUCUUUCGAUGUUUCACAUCAUGCACAUUGAAUGAACAAAUUUUGUAUGACAAGCAUGUAAAUUCUGGACAAAACUGUGUAUGCCUGAUAUUGUACAAACCUGUAUGUUUAGCCUACACCCUGGACUUGCAGGCUUGAACUAUUGCGAUGUUUCACAUGUCAUGAACAUUGUAUAAACAUAUCGUGUAUGACAAACAUACAUGUAAAUGCAGAUCAAAACUUUGUAUAGCUGAUAUUGUACAGACCUGAAAUUCCUCACAUGUACAUAGUUGACGUGUACAUAGUUGACAUACCGUACUAACAGGAUUGCUUAACUUCUUGAGACAUUGUAUGUAUGCAUCAAUUGUAUAAAAGUCUGAUAAGUUGUUUACAGGUUAUCUUUUGGCUAGUUCGGUCAUUAAAAUGAUUCGAUUGGUUAGUAGUUCUUAUUGGAUAAGUAUCGACCAAUCAAACACAUAUUGGAUAACUUUGACCAAACCAAAAAGUUAACCAAUUUUAUAUAAUUGCCAACAUUGAAAACUUUCCAAACAAUAUUUUGAUUUCAACAAUCUGAACAACUACAAAUAUAAUCGAAGUUUUCUUUUGGAUGAACAAGCCCAAUUUCAUUAUAAACUACUGCUUGGCAUCACAUUUUUGAGCAAGCCCUGCUGUAUAAAUCCCAGAAUUUGAGUAAGCCCGGAAAGCAUUUUACCAGUGCAGGGCUUACGGGCUUGUGCUAAUUUCAACCACUUGUACAUGUACUUCAAACCAUUGUUAUUUUGUGCUUCUACAGAUCCAUCUAAGUGUUUAUUGCAUGAUAGUGCUAAUUAUUAGAAAAGUCUGUGUGUCCUGAUUUUAUGUUUUUAUGCAUGUAUACAUGUGACUAAAUAAACAUGUAUAUUAUGGAUAAAUACUGAAUAACAUUGUACUAUCAGUAUACUUCUAUCAUAACUCAUUACACAUAACAAUUCAUAUCCAUGGUAUGCUGGGCUUGUAUAAAAAUUCAGGACCUUGUUUCAAUAAAGAUUUGAAGGCUUAAGAUCGUCAACUUUCAGGUGUAACCCUGUUUGGGCGUAAAUUGUAACACUGUUUUGGGCGUUAAUUGUUUGUUACCCCAUUUUGGGCAUAUAUUGUGUGUGGCCCCAUUUUUGGCGUAAAUUGUGUGUAACCCCGUCUUGGGCGUAAAUUGUGUGUAACCCCAUUUUGGAGUAAAUUGUGUGUUACACUGUUUUGGGGGUCAAUUGUGUUUCAAUAAGAAAAAAAGAAAGAAUAGAUCCUGCCUGUGACUGUAGGGGAAUCCCGAGAACUCUUAAGCAGCGUUAUAUUUACGGCUUAGAUAUCUUAUUGAAACAGGGCCCUGGGUGUACUGACAUUAUGCUUCUAUUAUAAUUCAUUAGAGAUAAAUGAUAUCAUAUUCUUGUACAGGGUAUGUUUGGUUAAAAACUACAAUUUUUUAUGUAUAUGUGCAUUUGUCCGUACACUUGUUUUGGGCUAUUCCUGGAAAGGUAUACAUAAAACUUCUUAUUCAAGUCAUUUCUUAACCAAGGCUAAGUCAAUAUCCUAAAUCGUUCAUACAGGUCAAAUUACAAGAAAGUAGACGUGUUAAAGCUGCAUUCUCACAGAUUUACCGUUUUGACAACUUUUUAAUUUUUUGGUCUCGAAAUGAGCCAAUUUUUGCGUAAAUAUCUGCAAACCAGGGAUAUAAGACUGCUGACAAAAGAUUAGAUCGCAGAUUUUCAUAUUUCCGUUCGAAAAGUAAUGUUUUAUGUCUAAAAACUUUACUAGCUGUUUAAGAAAUAUGCUUAAAACAUCAUUCUUUAACUUUACUAUGAAAAUCUGUGAUCUGAUGUUUUGUCAGCAGUCUUUUAUCACUGGCUUCCAUGCAUUUUCGCAUAGAUUGACUCGUUCCAAGACACAAAAUAAAAAAAAACUGUCAAAACGUUAAAACUGAUAGUGCAGGUUUAAAGUGUUUUUAAUGUAAAAGUAUAUAUUUUUGAUGAAAAUAAAGUAUUUCAGAUAUUUUAAGUUAUUAUAUCAUUUAAUUAGAGAGAUACACAAGUUUUGAAAAUAACUUAUAAAUGAGAUGUUUUAUGACUACUGGCAGGAUCUAUAGUUGUAUAAAACCAAAAUUAUUUGUAUUUUUAUUCCUCUUGUUUUGUAUCAAAUUAAAGAUGAAACUCA